This is a messenger RNA of Peronospora belbahrii, 5739 nucleotides long. The record is from the annotation of a GenBank genome assembly. Lineage: Eukaryota; Oomycota; Peronosporomycetes; Peronosporales; Peronosporaceae.
AUGACACCAGCACAUUCCGUGCAUUUCGAGACUGCACCGGAGGCUAGUGAUUUUUUCUUUGGUACUGUAUUAGGUCAAGGUUCGUAUGCCAAGGUUUUUCAUGCACAAAGGAAGAAAACUCGUCAGGAUUUUGCUGUAAAAGUGAUGGACCAGAGCUUCAUUCGUAAGGAAAAUAAGACGGAAUUUGUGCUGACGGAACGUAAAGUCAUGUCACGACUUUCCCAUCCACUGAUUGCCAAGUUUUACUGCAGUUUUCGGGAUCAUCACAGUUUAUACUUAGUCCUAGAGCUGUGUCGUGGUGGUGAUCUCUUUGGCCUUAUACGCAAAGAAUAUCAAAAAAAGCAGGAGCAGGGAAUUGUUGAUGCUGCAUGCUCUUUUGAAUUGACGCAGUUUUACAUGGCUGAACUGGUCAUUGCCUUAGAAUACAUGCACUCUCAGCAUGUUAUUCAUCGAGACAUUAAACCUGACAAUCUGCUACUUAGUCAGGAAGGUCAUCUAAAGAUGAUCGAUUUUGGUACUGCAAAGGAUCAAGAUGGAGAGACCAGUGAUGUAGGCCAAUUUUGUGGCACCGCUUCGUACGUAUCACCGGAAGUUUUACAUGAUAAGCCUGCUUCAAGAGCUGCCGACCUGUGGGCCAUGGGCUGUUUGAUGUUUACUGGGCGAGCUCCUUUUGUGGCAGAGAAUGAUUACCUGACUUUUCAAAUGAUAAUAAAUCACUCGAGCGAAGAAUUUGAUAUCCCAAGCAGUGUUCCAGAAACUGCACAGGACCUGAUUCGAAAGCUUCUCGUUCAGAACCCAGACGAACGCAUUGGUGCUCCGCAGAAUGAAGAGGGCUACGCCGCGCUGAAGAAUCAUCCAUUUUUUGAAGCCCUCCCCGAGCUAAUUCUUCCCGAAGCGAAGCUGGAUGGCGCAUCGGAGAACUGGACCGUUGCAGAAUACUUUUCGGGUGAAUUUUCCGAAAGCGCGUCGGAUGAAUUCAGUAGCAGACGUUCACGAAGUAGCUCGGUUCAGAGGCACCGACCAGUAUGCAUCAAAUGUGAUGAACAGAUUCGUUUUGAAGCAACAGUAAAAGUUCACAGCAAGAUGUUCAAUCGUACUCGAGACUUGUAUCUUACAGAUGCUCCACGCCUGGUUAUCAUUAGCUCUUGGUCCGGUCAUUUCAAGCGUGAAUUCAUCUUGACACCAACCACAACUGUGAAUGAGAUAGAUCCUCAUACAUUUGAAGUCGUAUCGCGGUCCAAUACGAUACGAGUGACGGACUUAAACAACCUUUCGCAUCAAUGGGCACGUGCUAUCUCGGAAUCAAUAGAAGCAGCAGCAGUAGCUUCUUCUUCUUCUAGUGAUGGUGGUAGUAUUAUCAAUCUACUAAAGCUUCUACGGUCAAAGAUUUGCUGUGAAUCAUAUUGCAAUCUAAGACGUGUGUUACCAGUCUAUGAGCAUCUUUUAAGCCCUCGUCCAGACUCUGCAAUGUCAUGUGAGCAUAAAUUGCUUACUAUACGUGCCACUAUUCUAUCUUGUGGUGAGUAUGGAGAUGUACAUUAUUUCAUCGAUCGGAUGGAUCAAGUGGUGGAAUACUGCUUAAGUAUCAACAAUCCACUACAACAACAGCGUAAGGAUGAAGAUGAAGCAGAUGAAGUUCCUAUAGGCAAAGUGAUGCAACUCUUGGUGGAUCUAGCAGGAGGAAAAGAUGGAAAGACUUUUGUAGUCAUGGAUUCGAUGCAGUUUCAUGACCGUGGAAAGAAGCGCAUAGGUGACCGUAUUGGCAUGCACGAUGUUGAGAUAGUGCAGCGUUCAAAAGCGCUUUUUAGCAAGGCGCCAGUUCCGUUGGAAGAGAAAGCAUGCUUUUCACAAAACUUGUUUAGUAGUUUUGGUAAUGGCAUACCAAACCAACAUGUCAGUCUAUGGUGCCCUGAUUCAAGCCUUCCUGAUGAUGAAAACCUCGUAAACGUGAUGUCAAAUAAGCAGCGCAAUCAAUUCUUCAAUCUUCCUGGAACUCCAUCAGCUCGAGUCGAUGUCGAUCGCAGUUUUAUGCCAUCCAAUGAUACUCCUUGUCGGGAGCGCUUUGGGCAUGCUUCGACUCAUAUGACGUCUUCUGCGGGGCAUGUGAAGUGCCUGACGCCCACGAACGAGGUGUUUUUUUAUGACAGCACGCAGGAAGUGCAUUGUGGAGUAGUGAAGCAGGUAGACUGGGAGGUGGCGAGCAGCGUUACAGAAACUUCAUCGUGGUAUUCUGAUCGAUCACCUGAUAUUACUGAGCCCUGGAUAGCGCAAACAUUCGCGUGGGAGGACCUUGGGGGUCGAAUAGGAUUGCCAAAUGACUACCAGAGGCCAUCGAGUGGGAAAGUACCACGGUCACUUCACGACCUGGUGAUUCCCAAUGAGUUUGCUGGCAAGAAUCAUAAUAAAGAUAUGCUAUUGGAAAUUCAUGAAGUCGACCUAGUUGAGGAUUGUCUUCGAGCAUUAAGUGGAAUCAACUCGACGGUUUUUCGAAGGCAUUUUCAAUCGGCAACAUUUCAGCUGCCUGAGAAGUACAAGCUGAAGCUCCGAAACACAACUGUAUCGGCCACUUUGUCGGUUUUAGAGGUUUUUCGUGAAGCUGGCACAAUGGUUAUGCGAUUAGAAUUGUUAGCUAUCUACUAUUCUCAAGAUCCUUCAAGAGGAGGGAAGACUCUUCAAGUAGUGGGAGAUGCACUUCAGUUGUAUCUGUCAAUGCAUCGAACUUUUGCAGAAAGAAUUGCGCAGCAGUGCCUGGUCUCGUCUGAAACGGACCAAGAAGAUGAAGUUGCAUCUGUCACGAAGCUUGUCUGCAAUACUCGCAAACUGUGCGAUGUUUUGAAAACUGUUGGGCACAUAUUUGGCUGUGACCAAGAUGUGUUCUGGCCGUUACUGCAACAAGGAAAAUUAUCUCGAGGCGUUGCGCUGCUCAACCAUUUGCACCACCACGUCUCUUCUCUACGCGUGGACGAUGCCGCUGGACACAUCCAUGAGUUGGUCGUAUGGUUUCUUGUUAAGGCGUGUUCACCAUUUCUGUCUGCGCUUUCCGACCUUAUUUCGUCAGGGAGCGUUGAUGAGGCGACGGACCCAUUCGAAGAAUUCAGACUUACGACGUGGAGCAGACAAUUGUUCGAAAAAGCUGCUGCAGGCACAGGAGAUGGGAUAUUUAGCGAUAAUUUAUCCGUCGAUGCAAUCCAGAUGCUACCAUCUUUCUUGGAGAAAAUAGCUCCCCUUGUUAUUCACCUCAGUCAGGUCCAAGCCCUUUUACGAAGCGUCAAUGCUAUCAAAUCUACUCACCCGCUGGUAAACAUACAACCUUUGUUCAUAUGUACAUGCAGCAAUAAAGCUACUGAGUACGCAGAGGAGUGGCAAUCGAUCAUUGAUGAAGCCGUGGUGUACGGAACUGAUGUGUUGCAUACAAUCAGCUCAGAAAGUUCGAAACGCGUGUCAACAAAAAUGGAUUUUGCGUCAACUGAAGAACGAGGGCGAAAGUUUGUGCUCGAAAAUAUCAAAGCAAAGGAAAGCUCUCAGUUGCAGCAGAAGAAUAUAUUGGACGAGCAAAUACUAGAAAAGAAGCCAUAUCAUUCUCAAGUGGUUCAGGAGGGGAACGCUGAUGGUGUAAGGCAACGCAAGGAGAUAAAUGAAGCUGAAAUGGAUGAGGAGGCAUUAGGCAGUAAGAGUUUGGUUGAUAAAAACUCAACGCUGAUGAUGGGUGCAGAAGAGCAGCAUGACUGCAUCAAGUGGCAGAGGGAUCGCAAUGCGUGCUUAUCUACAGCAACUGAACAGCUUCAAAUGUUCCCCGUAGAUGAUAUGAAUCAGAGGACACCAGACAAACCAAGUCGCGAGUCAGCAACGUGUGUUGCUGAUGUGACAGAGAUGAUCUCGUUGGUUGAGGAAGGUGGCAAUACUACUUCAGUGGCAGCGGACAACGGAGACAGCUUGUCAAUUGCAGCAUCCGAGGAGCUGUCAGUAUCUGUCAUCGAAAAGGAUGGCUGGACGCCCUCAGUGAAAGUGCACAAAGAGGUUGGACACUGCUGCGAGAUGUCCACAGGUGAUGGUGGUGCUUGGCGAGCUUCAGUGAAAGCGAACACAGUGUUGGGAAACUGCAGCUCGAUAUCCGCGAACAACGAUACCUGGAGAGCUUCAAUCAAAGUGAAUUUGCAGGCUGACAGCCAUAGCUCCGGUAGUUUUAAAAGCUUGGCAUCAACUGGCAUCGCUUCUUGCAAGACUGGUGUCCGCGUUUCAAAUGAACCGGGAGGAAGUGGGGCCCAUAUGUACGAGACGUUGUAUGGCGGAUCUGACAUAGUACCUGCAGCCAAAGACGCCGAUUAUUGUGUAGCAGCUAGCAUGACAGACAGUCGUCGAGUUGAAUUCCCAACGACUGAUUUUAUGCCAACAGAGCCAUCCCCGGAGGCUAAGGUGGAUAAAGAUGUCCACAUGCAGGAUGUGUCUCACAAAGAGAAAGGAUCUUCACGGUCAACAAGCGAUAAACAGGACGAGGGACUAUCAUCUCAGGCAGAUGGAUGUGUGAAACAAGCUCCAUCAAAGUUUACGCACAUAUCGCUUCCUCCGGUCCACCCUUUCUUUUCGAUGGCGAUUCCGCAAGAAGACUGUGAGGUGCUGACGCGGGCACUAACUGAGAAUAAUUCUGAGGCCGACUUUACGUCAUUUGCGUCGACAAUAAACUCUUGCGUGGAGAUACCCGUUCGCCUUGUCUUUCAAAAGCUAGAGCAAGUGGCGGUGGAUUGGCUUCGCAACUCUUUACAGAUGCUCGAACACCUUCGUUGGCUACGUAAAUUGAUGCUCAUGUCAGAAGGCCUUUGCAUGGAUAUCUUCGCGCGCGACUUUCUAUUUGGUUUCAAGUCAAGUACUCGCGUCAACUGGGGAGCCGGGGACCGCCUUACAUCGGCUCUUACUCUUGCUAUGAUCGAGGGAUCUGUGUCAAUGAAUACCAUUGCACAGAACUUUCACUAUAAGACUACUGCAGUUUUGUCGCAAAUACUAAGUAGUCUAACGAUGAUCCCAGCUGUGCCAAGUUUGCUCAGCGAACUCGAAUUAGUUUAUGACGUCAAAUGGCCGCUGGGGUUAGUGAUCACAUCACGCUCGCUGAAUGACUAUAAGCAACUGCACCGGUUUCUUCUUCACAUGCGGAUGACAUCGUUGGAAAUGAGAGAAGUGUGGGGAAUGUUGCGCACCAUUCGCCAAAAAAGACGACUGUCAUCAUUACUUGAGCGGUUGUGCGGAGGCGUCGUCUACAAAAUGCAGGCAUUCCUCCAAGCAUUUAACGAGACCUUUGCAACAGAGGUAUUCAUGCUGGCAUGGUCGGAGCUCAAAUGCGCAUCACAAAAGGCGACAACAUUAACAGAUCUGCGUCGCUGCCACGAAGAAUACGUGUCCAUUGCACUUUGCUGCUGUUUCCUGGAUACGCCUGCAAUAGCGAUCCGCCCGGCGAUAUCCGCAGUGCUCACCGCAGCCUGGAAAUUAACGGGAUUCAUACGUAGUUUGGAGCGACAAGUAGAAGGACGGGCUUCAGACAAUACCUAUACGCGCGUAUUGUGCGAUGAAUUAGACGUCACUCUCAGAGCACUGGUGUGCUGCCUGUACGAUGCUUCUCGCAAUGCAGAUCGAAACACACGCAAGUUUUCGGAGUGUCUUCUACUCCGGCUCAAUUUCAACCAGUAUUACUCCACAGAUAUCCCGACAGCUGUAGCAGCUUCAGCAACACGAAAAAAUCCCACGUGUUGA